UAAAUUAUUUUCCGGCCUGUCGCAAAGUGCGUUACGGCCGCUGACGUAAAAUUAGACUAGAAUACCCUUUCCACUUAUAGGUUAGCAUAACGAGCUAGUCGUUGUUUUAAAUGUCAUGGGAAUGACUGCAAGUUGCUAAUAGAUUGUGACCUGGACAAGAAACGUAUUAUAUAAAUCAUUCCGUUGCACUGAAGAGUUUGAAUAAUUUGUAUGCGCGGCUAAAAGCCAAUUCAGCAAUAGAGCCGCACUUGGGCUAACGUGGCACACCAGUGAAAUUCGCCAGUCAAACAUGGAGUUGGUGGCAGUGGUUGCUGUUUCUUUAUUGAUAGGCGCACUAAUAUUAUUGGUCGUCGUUGCAGUUUUCAAGCAGGAAAAACAAAUGAAUCAGCAGAAUAAUGAGAGAGAAGAAACUGAUGUGAAAGAAAAUGGAGACAAGGCCGUGUCUAUCAAAAAGCAGAAGCAGCAGCAGCGUCCCCGCAAGGAGAAGUCGCAGCAGCACACAUUCUCGCACACACUCCUGGCAGCAUCAUUGAAGAGUCACAGUGGCAAUGUGACUUGCUUGGAUUUCAGCAGUAAUGGGAAGUAUCUGGCGUCUUGCUCUGACGACCGCACCAUCCGGAUCUGGAGCACCAAGGACUUCCUGGACCGAGAGCACCGAUGCCUGCGUGCCAACGUGGAGCUGGAUCACGCCACGUUGGUCUGCUUCAGCCCAGACUCCCGAGCCUUCAUAACAUGGUUGGCCAACGGGGAGACAGUCCGUAUAUUCAAGAUGAGCAAGAAGGAGGACAGCUCCUUCACCUUCAAAGCCGCACCCGAAGAUUUUCCCAAGAGGCACAAAGGAAACGUGAUCAACAUUGGCGUUGCAGAGACUGGCAAAUUUAUCAUGACUGCGUCCACAGACACCGCCAUUCUGAUCUGGGACCUCAAAGGGGAGGUUCUGGCCUCCAUUAAUACCAACCAGAUGACCAACUCCUAUGCUGCCAUUUCACCCUGUGGCAGAUUUGUAGCAUCCUGUGGUUUCACCCCAGAUGUAAAGGUCUGGGAAGUUUGCUUCGGGAAGAGCGGGGAAUUUAAAGAAGUGACCCGAGCCUUUGAACUUAAGGGCCACUCAGCCGGCGUCUACUCCUUAGCCUUCUCCAACGAUUCCCGACGGAUGGCAACGGUAUCCAAAGAUGGCACCUGGAAGCUGUGGGACACUGACGUAGAGUAUAAGAAGCAGCAGGACCCUUACCUCCUGCGGACGGUGUGCUGCCAGGCCUCCCGAGGCAGCCGUAUCGCCCUGUCGCCGGACGCGCGGGUGGUGGCCAUCUCCAGCGGCUGCGACGUGGCUAUGUACGAUGCAGCCGCUGGGCAGCUGGAGGAGGAGUUCUACGGCAUCCACAGCGAGGAGAUCACGGACUUGAGGUUCGACGGCAAUGGCCGCUACCUGGCGUGCUGCGGGGACCGCGCUAUUCGCAUUCUCCACAACGCCCCGGGCUACCGGGCUGUCAUCCGGGACUUGGAGGACCUGCUGAGAAAGGCAACCAAUGAGGGCAUGCGCCAGAGGCUGCAGCAACAGAUCCAGGAGGCCCAGAGCUCAUUGGAUACCAUCUUGGUUGCAUCUAAGGACUGAGUUCCCCUCACUCUCAUUAACUCCCUCCUUUUCUCCACCUAAAAUUUGGAAAACAUGAAAUUUCUGUGCUGAUUUUAAAAAAAUAAACCAUGGUGUGUUUCUAGUAAAA
Molecule: messenger RNA, 1721 nt
Organism: Paramormyrops kingsleyae
Lineage: Eukaryota; Metazoa; Chordata; Actinopteri; Osteoglossiformes; Mormyridae
Gene: tbl2
Product: transducin beta like 2
Biological process (GO): endoplasmic reticulum unfolded protein response
Cellular component (GO): endoplasmic reticulum
Molecular function (GO): protein binding
Source: RefSeq, a predicted model, not a curated record